CGGCACUGACUGGCAUCACUGAUGGGCACUGACUGGCGGCACUUGGCACAACCCCUGGGCACUGACUGGUGGCACUGACUGGCAGCACUGCUGGGCUGCACUGGUGGAUGGCACUGGUGGCAGCACUGGUGGGUGGGCACAGGUGGGUGGCACUGGUGGGCACAGGUGGGUGGGCACAGGUGGGUGGCACUGCUGGGCACAGGUGGGUGGCACUGCUGGGCACAGGUGGGUGGCACUGCUAGCCACAGGUGGGUGGCACUGAUGGGCACAGGUGGGUGGCACUGAUGGGCACAUGUGAGUGGCACUGCAGGGCAAAGGUGG
Staurois parvus is the source of this 321-nucleotide messenger RNA. Lineage: Eukaryota; Metazoa; Chordata; Amphibia; Anura; Ranidae. The record is from the annotation of a GenBank genome assembly.